Molecule: messenger RNA, 1085 nt
Organism: Cucumis sativus (cucumber)
Lineage: Eukaryota; Viridiplantae; Streptophyta; Magnoliopsida; Cucurbitales; Cucurbitaceae
Product: cytochrome c oxidase subunit 5b-1, mitochondrial
Exons: 6
Coding region: 179-718 (179 amino acids)
Biological process (GO): mitochondrial electron transport, cytochrome c to oxygen
Cellular component (GO): mitochondrial envelope
Source: RefSeq, a predicted model, not a curated record
UUCAGGUAAAACCGUCCGUACCAAAUCAUCAGGGAGCUAUCACUCUCAGCGAAGCCAGACCUCCUCUUGACGUAUUUGCGUAUUUCUCCAUUACCAUUAAGAAACCGCUAAAGAAGAAGAGAGAAACAGAUUGAUUGAACAAAGAAAAGCUAAUUAGUUCGCCGGAGAAUCACCAACCAUGUGGAGGAGAUUGCUCUCUUUGCGCCUCAGUGCCCUAAAACGUCUUCCUUCAUCAUCGACGGCAGCAUCUGCUGCUCCAUCCGGAUCCAUUUCCACAGCCUCACGACUUGCUGUUGCUGCUUCAUCUCGCGUUUCUCCCUCACCUUACGUUUCGCUCUUCGCUCGCCAUUUCAGCGCCGAGGCUGCUGUUGAUGCUGGUCUGAAAAAGAAUGUUGAGGAUGUAAUGCCGAUUGCAACCGGUCACGAGCGUGAAGAGCUUGAAGCUGCGCUUGAGGGAAGAGACAUCCUUGAUAUAGACAACCCUGUAGGUCCUUUUGGCACUAAGGAAGCUCCUGCUGUUAUAAAGUCAUAUUAUGAUGAAAGAAUAGUUGGGUGUCCUGGUGGUGAAGGCGAUGAUGAACACGAUGUUGUCUGGUUUCGGCUGAAGAAAGGCGAGCCACAUGAAUGCCCUGUGUGCACACAGUAUUUCACGUUGGAAGUAGUCGGACCUGGAGGAUCGCCAGAUGGUUAUGGAAAUGACGACGAUCACCAUCAUUGAUUGCAUACAUUUUUUCUAGAAUAAACCGGUACUUUAAAGAGAGAGAAUUCAAAAUACGCUGCAGUUUUAAUCUGAAGCUGUGUGUAUUCCCAGUUGUUGCUUCAGCAACAAUAGAAAUCUGAGUUUUUUCGCUCUUAAUUAAGAUCCAACAGGUAUGUCUUCUUUUGGAAGAUGCAAAUCCUUUUAGGCUUUUACCAAAUAAUUGGAGGCUUCUUGAUUCUUUACCAUGACCCAGGUGGUAGUACAAUAACACACACCCCCUUUUGAUCUUAAUAUAUAAUUUAAGAAACUUGCUGAAUUCACUCUCUUUAUUAGCUCUUCUAUUACAAAUCUUGUUUACUUUAUUAUUGCAAUUUGCAAUAUAAUC